AGAGUGCACUGCGGGCUCAUAUGCGCGCGCGGGGCUCCACUACUGAGAGACCGCGGGAAAAUUCCAAAAAGUCAAAGCAAAACAAAAAGCCAAUACAAGGCAAAGCCAAGUUUUCAAGCCACAGAACCCGGGCGGUGGCUUCCUUUCUGCCACUGCCCAAACUGCUGAAGCAGCUCUGGCGUGGACCACCCGAUUUGAUAUGUGCCCACUGUUUCCUUCAUUGUUCAGCAGGCCGCUGUGAAGGGACACCACCUUUUCCCUUUUUCCAAGAUGGCUCAAGAUUCAGUAGAUAUUUCUUCUGAUUAUCAGUUUUGGAUGGAGAAGCUUUCUGUAUGGGACCAGGCCUCCACUUUGGAAACCCAGCAGGAUACCUGUCUUCAUCUGCCUCAGUUCCAGGAGUUCCUAAGGAAGAUGUAUGGAGCCUUAAAGGAGAUGGAUCCUAAUACAAUCAUUGAAAGAUUCCCCACCAUUGGUCAACUGUUGGCAAAAUCUUGCUGGAAUCCUUUUAUUUUAGCAUAUGAUGAAAGCCAAAAAAUUCUAAUAUGUUGCUUAUGUUGUCUGAUUAACAAAGAACCACAGAAUUCUGAAGAAUCAAAACUUAACUCCUGGAUACAGAGUUUAAUAUCUCAUAUACUUUCAGCAUUCAGAUUUGAUGAAAAAGAAGUUGGUCUUUUCACUCAAGGUCUUGGGUAUGCAGCUGUAGAUUACUAUCCUGGUUUGCUUAAAAAUAUGGUUUUAUCAUUAGUGUCUGAACUCAGAGAGAAUCAUCUUGAUGGAUUUAACACUCAAAGGCGAAUGGCUCCGGAACGAGUAACAUCCCUGUCACGAGUUUGUGUCCCACUUGUUACUCUGCCAGAUGUUGAACCCCUGGUGGAGGCUCUGCUCACCUACCAUGGACAUGAACGUCAGGAAAUCCUCUGGCCUGAGUUCUUUGACGCCGUAAAUGAGGCAUUUUUGCAGAAGAAGAUUUCUCUCCCCACGUCAGCUAUAGUCUGCCUGUGGCUUCGGCACCUUCCCAGCCUUGAAAAAGCAAUGCUGCAUCUUUUUGAACAGCUAAUCUCCAGUGAGAGAAUUUGUCUGAGAAGGAUCGAAUGCUUUAUAAAAGAUUCAUCGCUGCCUCAAGCAGCCUGCCACCCUGCCAUAUUUCGGAUUGUUGAUGAAAUGUUCAGGUGUGCACUCCUGGAAACGGAUGGAGCUCCAGAAGUCCUAGCCACUAUUCAAGUGUUUACACAAUGCUUUGUAGAAGCUCUGGGAAAAGAAAGCAAGCAGCUGAAAUUUUCACUCAAGACCUACUUUCCUUAUGCUUCUCCAUCUCUUGCUACGGUGCUGCUGCAGUACCCUACAGACUCCCCACAGGGACACUGGCACCAGCCACUGAAGCACAUUUCUGAACUACUCAGAAAAAUCGUUGAAGACCAGACUUGUGGGUCCUGCGGAGGCCCCUUUGAGAGCUGGUUUUUGUUCGUUCACUUCGGAGGAUGGGCCGAUCUGGCGGUGGAGCAGUUACUGAUGUCAGAAGCUGAACCCCCUGCAGCCCUGUUGUGGCUCUUGACCUUCUACUACAGCCCCUGUGAUGGGAGUCAGCAGAGAGCACAGACCAUGGUGGAGGUGCGGGCAGUGCUCGGCUGCCUGCUCAGGCUGUCCAGAAGGGCCACACUCUCGGCCAGGGACCUGCUGGCGGCAGCGGGCGAGGACAGAGACGCAGACCCGGGACCGCCCAGCCCGCAGCUCCGCAGGCGCCUCCUGCUCACCUUCCUGCUCCGGGUCCCCGGAGGCCGUGCGAUCGCCCGGGACGCCGUCGCGCUGAUGGCGCACACUGAUGAGAUAACCCACGAGAUUAUUGGCUUUCUUGACCAGACCUUGUACAGAUGGGAUCGUUUUGGCAUUGAAGCCCCUGGGGCAGGAGAACUGGCCAAAGAGCUCCUUAAAGAGCUGCACGCUCAAGUCCAGCAAGGAACGUAGACCAUGUGGGUGCCACAUGUGGGAUCAGCCUCGCCAAGCCCAUGGAACAAUUGAUGAGACCCAUUUUCGUGGCCACCAGUGUGUGGAGUAAGUGCCCUCUUUGAGCUGUGAGACUGAGCCGUGCACAGUGCGGGAAGGGCUGGUAGUACACAUUUUACAGAAUCCAAAGGCAGCUGCUUUAUCCCAAACUUAGUCACAUUUAUUCUCUAAUGACUGGAGUAUGCCUUCCCUGCCCCGACAAGGAGUCAGCUAGAGAAUUACUAAAGGAAAGGGAGAACAGGUUUUUAUUUCCUUUUUUAGCCACAUCAAGCCAAAAUGCACUAUUAUUUGAGUGAUUCAAAGUCUUUGGGCCACGAAAUUGGUCGUGAAUCACUGACUAAUUUAGAGAGUAACUUAGCCCUUUUCCACAAAUCUAUUUUUUUAGGAGUUAGGAGACUGUUAAUCAAUAUUUCUUUUAGUCCACAGGGAUCUGAGAUAAAGCCACACUGUUUUGCUUCCCUAAGAAAUUCUUCAUCCACGAGAGCCUCAGUUUCCCCUGGCCGCUCCCAACCUGCCCUCCAGGCUGAGGGGAAGCAGAGCACAGCCAGCCGGGUGGCAAGUGGUAGUGGCGGGGCCGCUGGGGGCUCUGCGGUGGAGGCUGCACUGUGUAGUGGCCACAGAAAGCUGCGCUCAUGCUCGCUCCUUGCUUUGUGUUUGCUAAGCACCGCCCGCUCCCAGGGAGCUCACGCGCCUGCAUGUCAAAGGUCACCGAAGGUGAGGGUGUGGGAUGUGUCUAGGAACAUUAGAAGAUUUUGUUACAUCAGUGGUCCUAUUACACCAGCAUGAGAACUGGAAAUUCCCGAUAAAGAAUUGGUAACCCCAAGGCUAAUGUUUAUUUCAUGUCAGUUGAAGAUAUCCUUAUUUCCUUUUAGAUUUACUCUGAACUUGUACUGAUUGUACAUUAUUCUUUUAUGCCCAUUCUGUUCGUUGAGUGAGUCAAGACUUUCUUUUAUGUCCAUUUCGAUUUAUGCGUUAAUGGUCUGAAUCUCGGCUCCUGUUGAGGGAUGAAUAAAGCUUUGUGGGA
Lemur catta (Ring-tailed lemur) is the source of this 3025-nucleotide messenger RNA. RefSeq names its product FA complementation group C (gene FANCC). Bases 271 to 1962 code for a protein of 563 amino acids. Gene Ontology annotation, cellular component: Fanconi anaemia nuclear complex. Gene Ontology annotation, biological process: nucleotide-excision repair; cellular response to oxidative stress; interstrand cross-link repair. The record is from RefSeq and is a predicted model, not a curated record. The transcript has 15 exons. Lineage: Eukaryota; Metazoa; Chordata; Mammalia; Primates; Lemuridae.